ACUCAUAACAAAUGACACAAAUGAACAGCCAUGCAAACUGGCACAUUUUUGGGUAGUGGGUCAGUUUGGACACGAAUCGAGAUAUAAGCGUUCACGUUACUAGCGAGCGUCCGAGGCCUUCUUCCUUACCCGUGAGAGGCGAGUGCGCCAGAUCUUCGCGACAUCUUCGCGACCACCAUGCCGACACACCGUCAGGAGACACAGCGAGGGCGGCUGGAGCUGCAUCUGCUGCUGCUCGGUGGCUUGGCGUGCCUCCUAGCCCCCUGGGGUGCAGCGGCAGUGCGACUGCACCCCAGAGAUGCCACGAGUCUCGCCUUGCUGGCCAGCGAGUGGAGCGGCUUCAACGGCAGCGACACGUGGGGGUUGCGCCACGUGGACUGCACGGCCAUGGAGGGCGUCUUUUGUGACAAAGAUGGGUUCGUCUCUGCCAUAAUGCUUAAACUGCUUAACUUAGGAGCGCCAAUACCCGCCAUGAUCAGCCGAUUCCAACGCCUCGACACCCUAAUGCUUACCUUCUGCGAAAUCACAGGCACCAUCCCUGAUGCCCUCUUUGACUUGCGACGGCUGAAUACGCUUGCGAUAGCAGGCAAUCCCAUCUCGGGGACUCUCCCUGAUGGCUUCAGCCGCCUCACCAACUUGGAAUACCUGUACCUUGCUUCCAACCAGCUAUCCGGGCCAAUCACCCCGCUGGCCAACUUGCUGCAACUCAAAGAGCUGUAUCUUCCCCAGAAUUCAUUCAGUGGUUCACUUCCCAAUGAGCUUGGCAAUCUCACUGCUGUCACUCGUUUGCUCCUUAGUUACAACCUCUUUUCCGGGAACCUCCCUUAUUCGAUAGGCAACAUGGCCUCUCUCAAGGAGUUUCUCUUGACCUACAACGUGCUCACUGGCACCAUUCCCGACUCCCUCAGUCGCCUCCACAGCCUUGAACUCCUCGAUUUGUCCAGCAACCAGCUGACUGGAUCCAUUCUUGAGUCACCCAUGUUCCCCUCUUCUCUCAAGUACCUCGGGCUUAACAGGAACCUUCUGCACGGCUCAAUUCCCACUUCACUCGCAUCACUGCAGCAGCUUGACCGCAUUUCACUCAUGGCCAACCAGCUGUCGGGAAGCAUACCUUCUGCACUGGGCGAUUUGCGCCGUAUGCGAUUCCUGUUGUUAUCAGGCAACGCAUUGUCUGGAUCCAUCCCCACAGCCAUCGGGAAGCUCACCAACCUAGUUGCCUUGUACCUCCAGGAGAACCAGCUGUAUGGAACCAUCCCCAGCACCCUCAGCAAUCUUUCCAGGCUUGAGCGGCUGGUGGUGGGCAUCAACCAGCUGUGCGGCUCCAUCGAGCCCAUCUUGCGAGCCAUGAGGAACCUCACUGUGUUGUCCCUAUCAGGCAACCUGUUCUCUGGCCGUCUGCCCAACGCCCCCGGACCAAGCUUGACACAGUACCGAGUGGAUGGCAACUUCUUCUCGCACGGCGAUGUCAAGUUUACCAACUGCUCGGCGGUCCUGUGGGACACGUCAAAAAACUGCCUUGCUGCUUCCCUGAGCGUUUGCGGCCGCACCUCCACCCAAAGACCCACUGCUGUAUGCACUGCAUUUUGUGGGGUGGUGGCUGGUUCUGCUAGCCCUGCAUGCGGGGGCCAUGGCUACUGUGCGCUGAAUGCGUUCACUGCCAUGGGGGAGUGUACGUGCGAUCCCAACUACAUGCUCAACAGCAGCAACAGCAACGCUUGCAUGCCCGGAGCCGUCGGGGCAUCUCUGGAAUCGGGCUCUGCCUAUGUGUCCCUCCUGGGCUCUGCCUCUGUGCUUUCCAACGGCUCCAUUCUGCUCACAGGUGGGGCGCCCAACCAGCAGGGUGCAGCGUUUGCCUCACCUGCCAUGCGCCUCUUCCAUAUCCCCGACAAGCGGUCUCCCUGCGGAACGGAGCUGGGCUUCCUUGCUGCCUUCAGCUUUGCCAUGAGUCCCGGGGGGCAGGGGAGGGGUGGAGAGGGCCUUGCGUUUGUGGUGGCAGAAGCUGCUUCUGAAAAGGGGGCGAGUGUGAGGCUGGGAGGGGUGGGGCGGCGGAGUGUUGGGGUGGAGUUUGACUCGGUGCUGAGUGUGAAGCACAGCGACCCCAACGACAACCACGUGGGCGUCAAUGUGGGCGGCUCACCUGUGUCCCUCGCCUCUGCCACGGCCCCUCUCAUCCUCAACGACGCCCAAACCAAGCACGCCUGGAUCCACUACGACCCCACCAGCGGCGGCACUCUCCGAGUCUUCCUCUCCUCCGACCCCAUGCAGCCCCUCACCCCCACCCUCACAGCAGGCGUGUCUCUCUGCUCCGUUCUCAAGCCCACUGCAUCCGACUCUCUCUUCCUCUUCGGCUUUGUUGCCCUCUCAGGCAGCCAGCCCCAAAGGCAUGCCAUCUUCUCCUGGAGCUUCACCACAGGUCUGUGAGCUGAGGCCAGCACCUUCUUGUAUCCCUGCAUGUACCCCCCUAAGCCCAUAACUUCCUGUGCAAGACGUGGGAUUCGUUCCUGGCUUCACAUCUCUCUGCUGAGGUGUUUCACUAUGGGUUCACAUUUCCAUUGUUAAAUUAUAUAUUGAGUUAUAUAAUUGUUAGGCUUGGUAGGUUACCGAACUUUACUGUA
Messenger RNA from Closterium sp. NIES-67, 2615 nucleotides. Lineage: Eukaryota; Viridiplantae; Streptophyta; Zygnematophyceae; Desmidiales; Closteriaceae. The record is from the annotation of a GenBank genome assembly.